Messenger RNA from Trichoplusia ni (cabbage looper), 402 nucleotides. RefSeq lists its product as uncharacterized. Lineage: Eukaryota; Metazoa; Arthropoda; Insecta; Lepidoptera; Noctuidae. Bases 99 to 323 code for a protein of 74 amino acids. The transcript has a single exon. The record is from RefSeq and is a predicted model, not a curated record.
AUCUCUCAGCUCGUAGCUGUCACUAGACUUUUGAAGAGGGCAAAUUACAGGCUUGAAUAUAACUGUUUAUCAGUAAAUCCAAAUUAAAUAAAAACACAAUGGCUUCUGCCUCGAGGAGGGGUCUUGGUCAACUGCUCCAGCAAGGUUGGAACGAAAUUCCUGAAGUUUUAGCAUCAACGGGCCUCGCGUUCGCUGGUAUUGGUUUGGCUACAGUGGGGUGCUAUAACUAUGUGAAAACUGAUGGUGAUAACAGGAGGUACAAGAGCACCUACGUCGUCAUGAGAUCAGACGAUCCCAAAGCAAAAUUAAUUCGCAAAGAUUAAGUAUAGUUCGUGUAAAUCAGUUGCUGCUGUUGUGGAAUGUUAGUUACAAUUAUUAUGUAAUAAAUGCCCGUUUAUUGAA